CACACACUACUUCAUAGAUCGUUUCUUCCUUUCAGUUUUCGUUUUACAAUUGCCCACCGGCGGUCGUGUACGAUUGCUGUUGGGAUCAAUAGCUUCAUUUUACGUGCUCAUGGUGCCAUAUACCAAGGUUGAAGAAAGCUUUAUCGUUCAGAGAUAGAUUUUGGUUUCAACAAUUCUUCCUGUUUUGAAACAUGGAAGAUAAUAACUCUCCAAGAAUUAGAGACGUUCCGUUAGAAAACAGACAUGAACUCUUCAUGGAUAAGCUGAACUGCUGCUCGGAAUUUUUCCACUUCAGGCCCUUCAUACAGCACUUCAAGGCCAAGCAAUCUCUUUCCGACAUCAGACAGAGCGGAGUUGCCUCCUCAGGAAUACUUGCCAUGAUCGAAACAGUAUUUAAAAGGGAUGGCAUGCUUAAAGAAAUGGGCGAUUAUGUUCUUACUCUUGAAUCUCUGCCGGAUGAUGCAGUCUGCUUGAUCAUGAAGAUGCUCCGUUCUAACCUUUUCAGGCCAUUUCCUUCUCAGACUGCUGUUUUUUCUGAGAUAGAGAAUGAAAAUCUAUAUGAUACUGAAGAUAAAAGGCCACUGGUUGAAGGGGCCUGGGUCCAUCUGAGAAACUUCUAUGAAUUCCUCCAAAAAAUUGUUGAUGCUGGGUUGUUGCGUGAGGAACAUAUUGAGGAUGGGUUUAUUACUUGGUUUUUUAAUACUGCGGUGCAAGCAGAUGACUACAGAGAAGCUUGCUUUGUGGCAGACCUUCUGCCAACUUUCUGGGCAAAAUUCCCAAAGAAACAGCAAUCAAUUUGGAGGACUGUGCGGAGUAAUCUGUCUCGUUAUGUCGCAGACCGGGAGAGCUGCAUACCAAGUGCGGUAGGCAAUCAGUUGCAGUUUGUUAGCAAUCGGAUUCCUGAAUGGCCAGUGCCACUGCGAGAAGAGCAGACACACUUUCUCCGGCUGGUUCUGAUACCCAUGCACAGAAUCAAGGCUUACCCCAGCUAUUCUUCCUGGUUACAAAAGUGUUUGGUAAGGUUCUUGGAGAAGGAAGGCUCUCUGGUCAAUUUGAUUUUUGAGGGUAUUCUGAGUGGGGAUCAUAUUUGUGAGUCUUCUCUACUCAAUGAAAUCAAAGCCCUGAUGGCGAUUGGUAACAUAAAUGAAAUCAACCAAUCCAAUGCUGAGCUUCUGUUCGGAUGCAUUGCGAAGACUUUGCGAUCUUCUGACAAGAAAGUGGUGAGAAAAGGACUUGAUAUAGCUUCCUCUGAUAGAUUUCUUGAACUUGCCGAGAUACACAGGGAGCUUUCAUUACCUGUCAUAAGGAUGGGGCUGCAAUGUGCGAUAGAGAACAAUUCUGCUCGAGCUGCUGCAAAACAUAUUCUAGAAAAAUUUUACAACGUUGAGGAUGCUUUUUGAAUGUUUGAUGACAACAAGACCAAGAGAUCAAGAAUCUGAUGAUACAAACUUUCUGAUAAGCACAGAGUUCCAUUGAUAGUAACAGAGUGCAAUUUUGGGAUUUUGUCAUGUAAAUUUUUUUCCUUAGGCUCAAGACUAAGACAAGUGCAAUUGCAGUUUACACGAUUUAUGCACCUUGAAGUGAUUUCUCGAACUCUUGCAAUUGUGAAAGAAAACCUGAGUUUGGUGCUGCUUGCGGUCGUUUGCUCUUAACAUAUUCCAAUGCUUGUGAUGGGCUCAUACCACGUUUCUUCAUAAGAUAUGCAACAACUAUGGUCACACUGCAUAGCACAGCAAGUGGAAUAAACAGUUUGUAAGACU
This is a messenger RNA of Rubroshorea leprosula, 1760 nucleotides long. Lineage: Eukaryota; Viridiplantae; Streptophyta; Magnoliopsida; Malvales; Dipterocarpaceae. The record is from the annotation of a GenBank genome assembly.